AUGUCAUUCAAGCUGCCGCCCCUCCAGACCGUCACCCAGUGCGCCUCGCUUGUCACCGCCACGCGAGCCAUAUGGGAGCUUUCCCGCAUGGUCCGCCAGAAGAAGCGCGAGGUCGAGCAGACAAAGGAGGUUGAGGACCUGCUCGAUGAAAUCGAGGAAUUCGUUCACGAGGGCGUCUUGACCAAGCGAGAGUGGAAGGCCUUUUGCGCCAACGUCGAAGAGGCGCUGUCCAAGAAAGAAUGCACCCCGCGCGAGGCACAGGCAAAGGUCCUGGAUUUCCUGGAGGCUCUGCAUUCCAUCGCCCAAGAGUUCCAGGAAGAGGACCGCGCCUACCACUCCGAGCCAGAAGACGUCGACCAAGUUCCGCACGCUCACCACCACCGAAUCGAGCACAAGGCACCGCAACCUCGCCGCGACUCCGCCGUGAACACGUCCAGAGACUCCCAGUCACGGUCUCGUACCGCCGCGUAUCCGCCUUCGCCACGUCUGCCCCGCUCGCACACGGCUCCUGCAUCCGAUCUCCGUCCACGCCGAGCAUCUGCUCCGAUGGCUCAUCACCACUAUCAUGCGCCUCCAGCGAGUACGGCGCCUGCCACCCCAGGAGGUUCCGUCUCUGGUAUCCCCCAUGUGCCAGUCACACUGCCCAGCCAGUUUCAGAACGGUCAGCACUAUAGGGCUCCAAGACACGUUCAGUCCGUUCCCUCUUCAUCUGCUGUCCCAGCUGCCAGCGGAGCCUUUUCGCCGGGAGCUGGUGCAGGUGCAUUUUCCCCCGGGCACAUGCUACCAAACCAACCAACCUAUUACCCCAAUGUUCCACCUUCAAUGUUCGCUCCAGGCACUGCGUCUCCCUUCGUAGCCGGUAAUGGUGGUACUGCAUCUCGUGCAUAUUCAUAUGGUGGGGCUGCAAGUUCACCUGAGCAUAUGUCUCCUACUUCUCAUGUGAAUGCCACUGUCUCGCCACCGCACCCCAACUACUCUGGUCCGCUUCCCGUACCGCCAUCCCGAUCCUUCAAUCAACCGGGCUGGGCUCCAUUGCCUACACAGACCCCAGGAGGGCCCACUUCCCCUGCGUCGACCGUUUCGGCGCACAACACAUGGACCGCGAACACGACGUUCCCUUUCCCCAGUUUCCCUGAGAAUCGCAGCCGAGAUCAGGGCAAUUCCAAUAGCAACCGUCCUAGUGCUGGUCCCAGCCCUUCUCACUCCCAUCGCAGUCCAGUUCACCAAGAAGCAAGGACUCCAGCAUCGUAUUCUCCUCCCGCCAACCCCGCUUCCAGCGCAGCAUCUUCGCCCAUCGUGCCACCAUCAUCGCCCGGUGGUUCAACGAGCGCCCGCACGAAUGGCUGGGACGGUAGUCAGCAGGGCAGCAGCCCUCGUGGCUUCAUGAGUCCGACCCAAGAGGCUCAAGCACAGCGUACGGCGGCCGCGAAGCUUCGCGAACACGAACACCGACAGCGCCAGGCCCAAGCCCUUUCCGAGGAGAUAAGCGUCCCGGACUUGGACAUUCCGCCGCCGCCGAACGCCACACCCCGUCAUCGCAAGCAGCAGAAGUCGUCGUCGUCAGUCAAGUGGGCUAGCGGUUUCGACAAUGAGGAUGAUGAGAAGAAGAAGAAGGUCAACAACGAUGCCAGGCAAACGGAUAACCCGCCGCCGUCUGUGGACUCGGUCUCGGAGGCCGGAACGUACAUGAGCCCCAUCGGUGAGAAGAACAAAAGACGGCGGAGGAAACAAUGA
This is a messenger RNA of Diplodia corticola, 1734 nucleotides long. Its product is annotated as wiskott-aldrich syndrome protein family member 2. Bases 1 to 1734 code for a protein of 577 amino acids. The transcript has 2 exons. NCBI's taxonomy places the organism in Eukaryota, Fungi, Ascomycota, Dothideomycetes, Botryosphaeriales, Botryosphaeriaceae. The record is from RefSeq and is a predicted model, not a curated record.